GAAAAGUUCACAGCUCACAAAGGAUAACGCGUUUAUGGAACAGGGAUGAGGGUCCGUGUGUGUGGAGCCACCUGGGUUCUCUUGAAUCCACUUGCUGGGAUACAGACCUCAUUGGAGCCAAGAGCAGGGCUGGUCCCACUCAGAGCUUUCUUUCCUCCCUCAGCUCAGCAUGCUUCCCCAGUGCCUGCCCUUCCCCAAGUGGGGAACGUAGGAGACCAAGCAGCGGCAACGGUGCUCCGGAUGGUCAGGCCCCAGGAGGCUGCAGAGUUCGAGUUCCUGUCUGUGGACUAUACUCAGCAGAAGUGGAAAGGUCCGGCACUCAGCCAGAGAGCAGCCCUGUACCGGAACAUCAUGCUGGAAAAUUGCCGCAGCCUGGCCUCACUGGCAGGUGAGAACAGGAUGGAGAGUUCAGAGUUGCCUCCAAAGCAGGAAGUUUCUAAAGUUUUGAAGUCAUCUGAUAGGACCUCAGUAGUACUCUGUGGAAUGAUUCCUGGAGGACCAGAAGCUGGAGAUGCCUGUGAAGAGACUUUAGAGAAGCUAGAAGUUCAGCCCUCAGGUGAAGAAGGGACCAGACUGGAAAGCAAUUUCUUGGAAAUAACACAGAAAGAUAAAAAUAAAUCCACAAAAGAUGGGUGUGAUGAAUAUAAGGAACUUGGGGGACAUCCAGACCUGUCCUCCAGUCCUACAGAACAUCAAGGAGUUCUGAAGGGACAGAAAUUCUAUCGAUGUGAUGAAUGUGGCAAAGCUUUUAAUUGGAGUUCUCACCUCAUUGGGCAUCAGAGAAUCCACACUGGGGAGAAACCCUAUGAGUGCAAUGAGUGUGGCAAGACCUUCAGGCAGACCUCUCAGCUCAUAGUCCAUCUCAGAAUCCACACAGGGGAAAAGCCCUAUGAAUGCAGUGAUUGUGGAAAGACCUAUCGCCACAGCUCCCAUCUCAUUCAACACCAGAGACUCCAUACUGGGGAGAAACCGUAUAAAUGUAUUGAAUGUGGAAAAGCUUUCAAUGAGAGUUCCAAACUCUUUGACCAUCAGAGAACCCAUACUGGGGAGAAACCAUAUGGAUGCAAUGAAUGUGGAGCGGUCUUUAGUCGGAGUAAAAGCCUUGUCCGCCAUCAGGUACUUCACAGUGGUGAGAAACCUUACAAGUGUAAUGAGUGUGGGAAAGCUUUCUGUUCUAACAGAAAUCUUAUUGACCAUCAGAGAAUCCACACUGGGGAGAAGCCUUAUGAGUGUAAUGAAUGUGGCAAGGCCUUCAGUCGAAGUAAAUGUCUUAUUCGACAUCAGAGCCUCCACACUGGGGAAAAACCAUUCAAAUGCAGUGAGUGUGGGAAAGCCUUCAAUCAGAUCUCUCAACUUGCUGACCAUGAGCGAAUUCAUACUGGAGAAAAACCCUUUGAAUGUAAUGAGUGUGGUAAGGCAUUCAGUCUGAGUAAAUGUCUCAUUCGACAUCAGAGACUUCACACGGGUGAGAAGCCCUAUAAAUGCAAUGAAUGUGGAAAAUCCUUCAAUCAAAACUCAUACCUCAUUAUUCAUCAGAGAAUUCACACUGGUGAGAAACCUUACGAAUGUAACGAAUGUGGGAAGGUCUUCAGUCAUAAUUCUAGCCUUAUGGUACAUCAGAGAACCCAUACUGGGGAGAAACCAUAUAAAUGCAAAGAUUGUGAGAAAGCCUUUCGUGACAGCUCACAACUCACUGUGCACCAAAGAGUUCACACUGGAGAGAAACCCUAUGAAUGUACUGAGUGUGGGAAAGCCUUCAGUCAGCGUUCUACUUUCAAUCACCACCAGCGAACUCACACUGGAGAAAAGCACUCAGGUCUGGCUCGGUCUGUUUCUUAAGCCAUGAUUCUCUAAGACAGCAAGGAACUCUGAGUUAAGAUUUCUAUAUAAGAAGUAUGCUCACCCUGGUCCCUUCUUGGAACCACUAUUCAAAGUGGAUCAUUCCCUAAAUGCUCUCUGGUGGUCAGGAAGGUGGGAGAGUGGGAGUAACAGUACGGUCCUUCCCCACUAAGGACUACACAUUUCAUGUGCUUGUAGGUUUCCUUUUUCUUUCACCUUUUUUUUUUUGGCCGUGCCAUGCA
This is a messenger RNA of Balaenoptera musculus (blue whale), 2081 nucleotides long. RefSeq names its product zinc finger protein 852 (gene ZNF852). Gene Ontology annotation, biological process: regulation of transcription by RNA polymerase II. The transcript has 3 exons. NCBI's taxonomy places the organism in Eukaryota, Metazoa, Chordata, Mammalia, Artiodactyla, Balaenopteridae. The coding region runs from base 46 to 1839 and encodes 597 amino acids. The record is from RefSeq and is a predicted model, not a curated record. Gene Ontology annotation, molecular function: RNA polymerase II cis-regulatory region sequence-specific DNA binding; DNA-binding transcription factor activity.